Hevea brasiliensis (rubber tree) is the source of this 1241-nucleotide messenger RNA. RefSeq names its product thermospermine synthase ACAULIS5-like. Bases 179 to 1087 code for a protein of 302 amino acids. Gene Ontology annotation, molecular function: thermospermine synthase activity. Lineage: Eukaryota; Viridiplantae; Streptophyta; Magnoliopsida; Malpighiales; Euphorbiaceae. Gene Ontology annotation, biological process: polyamine biosynthetic process. The record is from RefSeq and is a predicted model, not a curated record. The transcript is spliced from 8 exons.
GACAAGUGGAUUGCUAAUGCAAUGGCCUGGGUUAUAUAUGCGCUACUAAAUGAAAGCUAUGCAUUGUUCAGACUGUACAGUUUGCUGGAAAUGUCGUCAUUCCUAUGUGCUGCUAUGGUUCUGUAUUUUCCCUUGCCUGGAGGCUUGAAUUUGCGUAACUUGGAGCAGAUUCAUUCAAAUGGGUUCGACAAUGAAUUUCCCGAUCAGGAGGAUCCCCCACUUCCAUGAAUCUGAAUACCAGUCCCCUCAGUGGUUUGAAGAACUCAUUGAACCUGAUCUUAAGUGGUCUUUCGAAAUAAACAGCGUUUUCCACGCAGGAACUAGCGAGUACCAGAACAUUGUUCUCUUGGACACAAAUCGCUUUGGAAAGGUUUUGGUGAUUGAUGGGAAGAUGCAGAGUGCUGGAAAGGAUGAAUUCAUAUACCAUGAAUGCUUCGUUCAUCCUGUUCUUAUAUUCUGUGAAAGCCCAAAAAGUGUGUUUAUAAUGGGAGGUGGCGAAGGCUCUACUGCUAGAGAAGUACUCAAGCAUAAUGGCGUAGAGAAAGUAGUCAAGUGCGAUAUAGACAGGGUCGUAGUUGAUUUCUGCCGCAUGCAUCUGACAGCGAACCAGGAAGCAUUUAGCGACGGAAGGCUCCAUUGCAUUAUUAAUGAUGCAAAUAAUGAGAAGUUUGAUAUUAUUAUUGGAGACUUGGCUGACCCACUUGAUGGAGGCCCUUGCAAUCAUCUCUACACCAAAUCCUUCUAUGAGCAAGUGAUCAAGACCAAGCUCAAUGACUCUGGCAUCUUUGUCACUCAAGCAGGACCAGCAGGAGUUCUCUCCCACAAGGAGGUCUUCUCUCCAAUAUACAACACCAUAAAACAGAUGAGAUCGCAUAUACUGCUCAUGUGCCCUCCAAUGCAGAUUCAUGUGGAUGGGUUUUGGCAACUCUCCAUUAAUUAUAUCUCCGUUUUCUUCUACUGCGAAUUCUCUUUAGAUGACUUCUUUCUCCAUAAUUUUAAUUAUCAGGCAUCAGACCAGCAGCUUAAAUUGGAUGUUGAAAAAAUUGAAGAGAAAAUCAGAGAGAGGGUCAUGAGGGACUUACAGUAACUAGAUGGUGCUUCAUUUGUACGGUUCUGAAUAAGACCAUUAACAAAUCGUAAGUUUUAGUAUUGGAAUUGAAUUGGUAUCCCCGCCAUUCAAUUGAAAAUGAGUAAUCAAAGUUAAUUAAAAAUCUUGGUAUGUGUAAAUAUCUCUCUAACUA